Trichomonas vaginalis G3 is the source of this 948-nucleotide messenger RNA. Its product is annotated as phospholipase C/P1 nuclease family. NCBI's taxonomy places the organism in Eukaryota, Parabasalia, Trichomonadida, Trichomonadidae. Gene Ontology annotation, biological process: DNA catabolic process. The record is from RefSeq and is a predicted model, not a curated record. Gene Ontology annotation, molecular function: nucleic acid binding; endonuclease activity. Bases 1 to 948 code for a protein of 315 amino acids. The transcript has a single exon.
AUGAUUUUGCUUCUUUUUUCGUUUUGUAGAUGCUGGACAGACCAAAUGCUUGCAAUUGCUGGUGAAGUUGGUCUCGAACAAUUUGGUUUCUCCUUGCAAAAGAAACUAAAUUCUGUUUUUCAGAACGCAGGAGACGAUUUCACAAGAGUUUCUCAAGCAGCUGCAUGGUUAUACUACGCAGAGCGUCCUCCAUUCAAUAUUCCAUCAUUCAAUCACUGGCACUUCUACUCUCAGCCAAUAAAUCCAAACAAUUUAUCAAUUGAAACUCAUAUUGACGUUGAUAACUUAAAAGAUAACUUUGAUUCUAUCAGAAAGUCAGUCAGAGGAGGAAAGGUAUCACGAACAUGGCCUUUUGCCUUCUUGAUGAAGCUUUAUUUAACAGGAAUGUGCGAUAUCUACUCACCUCUUCAUGUUUCUGAGCUAUUCAACGAACAAUUUCCAAACGGAGACAGAAAUGGGCGUGAUUUCUAUGUGAAAUACAACGGAAAUUUCAUUUCGUUAUAUGACCUUUGGGAAACAGGCUGCGGCUACUUUGAUAGUCAGGUAGACUUUACAAGUGAAGAUGAUUGGAAAAAGAUCGACAAACUUACAAAUGAACUCUCUUUGGCUUUCACAUCCGAAGAUUGGCCUUCAACUUUGAGUGUUACGCAAGUUAUAGAAGGAAACUACAACUACACGCGAGAUACUGUUUAUAACGGCCUUGUAAACGGUUCUGAAGUUUCCAAAGAGUAUAUAACUACUUGCCAAAACUACGCGCAAGAUAUUGUCAUUCUCGCAGGCAAGAGAAUCGCAACAGACCUUGCAAAUUUGAAUAUCAUUGAAAUCGCAAAACAAAUUCCUUAUGCUAACGCGAUUCGCUCAUCAGAAGUAGCCGCAUGGUCUAUUUUGUUCAUAUUUACACCCUUCGCUGCACUCCUUAUAUGGAAGAAGCAUUUUUCUACUAAGUAA